This is a messenger RNA of Trichobilharzia szidati, 6012 nucleotides long. Lineage: Eukaryota; Metazoa; Platyhelminthes; Trematoda; Strigeidida; Schistosomatidae. The record is from the annotation of a GenBank genome assembly.
AUGAAGAACUUCCUUGUGGAAAUGGAUAGAAGUUUUGAACGCUCGAACACGUCGGAAAUAGAAGAUAUCAUUGAAAUCCCAGAGGAUUACAAUGGUUUCGAAGAAAUGAAAAAUUGUAAAUCGCCAACAAUCAGUCCAGAAGAUUUAAUUCAAAGCAAGCCUCCUAAGCACAGAAGAUAUUCUAGUUGGAUAUGGCUAUGUGACACGACAAUUACAAAAGAACGUAUUAGGCGUCAGUUAAAUCGCAGCAAAACAACUGUUGAAGAACACCUUUGUUACCCAUGGUUACGACGUUUAUUCUUCCACUUAUCAAACUACUUCCCGAAUUUGCAUACCACUAGAUCGUCAAGAAGACGCCGACCACAUUCAGCCAACUUAUCAGCAACAUCAUCUUUAUCACAUCGGCAGACUGAUUUAAAUCCUAAUAAAAUGUCUAAUUUUUAUGCCCAUGAUCCGACGAGUAUAGCAUUUAAAGAUUGUGAAUUUCGACAAUCGACCAGGAUAAACCCAUCUAGGUAUGCUAAUCCAAAUGCCGAACUGCGGCAUACAAAAAAUUCUCCAAAUAUAUCUUUUAUAAUGGGAGACAACAGUAGUAGUAUUAAUAAUGGAAACAGUAACCUUAACACUAAAUCAAAACGGAGACCGCUACAGAGACAGAAAUCAAACGGAUUCACUGAACUUGAUGUAGAACAAGAGACAAGCAUCAAAGGAAGACAAACCUCAGGUUCGUCAUCUGAAAACACCACACGCAUUUUACCGGCUGGAAUUACAGGCAAACACUCUCAGAUAGAGGCGAAUUCAAUUCACCGAAUGAGAGUGGCGGACGACAACUCAGCUGGCCAUAAAGUCCCAGAAAAAGAGAAUUACUCCCCACCGAAAUCAGACAGUGAUGGAAAUUCACAGCUAGUGAGUUCACCAAUGUAUAAUUCAUCAACAGAAUACAAAAAUCACUUCCAUUUACAACCGGUGAAUGGUGAACGGUUUACGCCUAGAUCAUCUGGUAUUAAACUAUCCGAUAAUCUUAUAACCCCAAAAAAUCGUCGAGCAUAUAUGACACGUUCAGCCAACUUAGUCUACGAUACACUAGAUGAAGUCUCCAAUAACUUCGUUGUUAAUGACCGGUAUAAUUCUGUUACACCUGCAAAUCCCAGAGUAUACAAUUAUAAUAGUAAUAACGAUAUUACGACUAAUAUCAACAAUAUCACUACCAUAAGUAAACCUGCCAAUCAUCGUGAAAUGCCUGAUAAUCAGUACUGCAUUCAAUACAAACGAGUAAAGGCAAGAAGAACAAGUUCAAGUUCCCAAGCCGAGUUCAUUAAAACGUCGAAAAACAAAGGUUGUGUGAAAGAGAGACCGGUACAAGAUAAUUAUCAAACAAACAUUUAUUCUCCAAGGCAAAUAAAUGAAGACUAUACUAAUUGCACAGUAAAUUCCGGUAUUUACGCAUUAAGUUGUUUACCAAAAGAUCAAGAUCCAGUACAAAAGCAUGUAGAAACAUGGUUAAAACAAGCUGUAGCUCGGAAAACACAAGGGAAAGUGCAGAUUCGAAGAAGUCACAUGUCACAUGUAAGCAGUGGUGAGGCUCAAAGAGAACCACCGGAAACUGUUACGCCACAACCUCACAGUUUUGACGCGCCAGUCUCACUAUAUCCUGAUGAGUGCUUAUUCACUGCUGGAUACAUACGGCGUAAGCCAUUUAGUAUCAGCCUACAUACAUCAACUGAUAGCCAGCAAAUCAAACAGCCAUCGAUUACAAGAGACAGUGUCGAUGCACCCUGUUAUUUUGAACCGGCAUUCGAAAAGUACACCGAAAUAAACAACAACGACAACAGAACAAAUGAAAGGCUAAAUCUGCCCCUAUAUGAUCACACGAAAUUAUAUCGUAGACAUAGCGAUAAUCCAAUAUCUGAGGUAUGCAACAAAAAUUAUAAACUAUCUCAAGAAAUUCGUCAUGUCAGUCAUGCUACUCAUAAUACUAAUAGUAGUCACACAAGUAGAGAUUAUGAUUUUUCACCGUUUAACUCUGAUCGUUUAUUGGUGACUAACAUGUCACGCGAACGUGCCAGUUCGUUUCAAGAAUCAAAUCAGGUAAACAAAGAGUAUUCAUAUCAUAUUAAUAAUCAAGAUAUUUUUAAUAAUAAAAGGCCUUCGUACAAUAAAAAUAACAGUAAUAAUUUGCCCCUUAGUCAUCAUCUAAGUAUUAUGCAUACUGACGUCGAAAGAUCGAUAAAUCCGGCAAACUUAAAGCAGAGUCAUAGUUUCAGUGAAAGGUACAAAAUUCCCAAACUACCGACAUUUACACCUCCAUUACAGAAAUAUCGUCUCAAGCACACCUUAUCAGAGGAAAACAGAAGAAAUAUGACGCCUUCAGCGUGGAGUAACAAGAAUACAUCACAGUCAUUGCGUAAAAUGAUAGAUUUAAACAAAUCUCUACAAAUCCCAAUAGAUUCAAAUUAUAGCCAGCAGAUAAACUAUGAACUAAACAGACGUGAUUCAAAAUAUUCUAAAAUGCUACAGCCUAAUUCCUCCAGUGACUACUCAGUAUCUCAUCCACAUCUUUUAAAUAUGCACAGUGAAAGACGCUAUUCACGACACUUAAAGCCAUUGGACGCCUGGCAAAAUAGACAAUCACACAGUAUGGAGAUUGUUAACUCCAUACCUAUCAAUCAGCGUUCGUCAUCCAGCCCACAGAAACGCAGUCCGUUAUCCAAACAAACAGCUAUUCGUAAAUUACCAGCUGUUUAUAGUCGAUCACUUCAACAUUCCACAUGUUCAUUUCCAGUUCAUUGGGGUGGCUUUCUCAGUGGACCAACACUAUCUCUUACAUCAGCAUUUGAUUCAUCAAGUUUAACACCCGAUUCCCUAAACCAUAAACACUUUUUCCGUAGCUCUUUAGAUUCGCACGAAGCAACGCAGCCUGUAUUAGUGCAGCAACAACAACAGAAACAAAUUCAGCAACGAUUACAAAAAUCUUACAGAAGUAUGUUUUCAGCCUCAGCUUCGGAAUCACCUAACAAUUUGAUUGGAACAGAGGAAUCGAUAACAAGCAGUCGACACGUUAAAAGUUUACACCAAUCGCGAAUAAACUUAUUACCAUGGUCAUAUAACAACAAUAGUAGUAAUCCGACACAACCGCUUGCACGUAAAGUCCAUAGUUUUGAAUUGAAUUCUAAUCCUCACUACCAAAAACUGUUACCUGAUCUUAUUAGGAAUAAUUCACCUCUAUUGAAAGUCAACGACAAUCAGUUAUCAGGACAUUCAGCUUACUCCUCAAGACGUGGUUCAUCGAAUAGUAAUAAUUCUGUGUUCUUACCUAAAGAAUGGAGAUUUUCCAAGCCCAAGGUAAACAGCGAAAUUCCCUCUGUUCAGAAUUCAGUAUUCUACAAUGCCGACAAUUACCACAAUCCUAAAGGCAAUAACCCCAUCAAUACUGAUACUGUGUCACAAUCAGUAAUUCAGGACAGUUCGACGAAACCAAUAGAAAAGCUUAUACCACCGGACCUUAUUUUUAGUCCAGCAUCACGACGUGCUUCAAUGAUGGAUGAAGAUAUAUCGGGCAUUCAAGAUUCAACUUUAAACGUCACAAGUGGUUUAACAGAAUUUCAUUUAAAUCACCCAAAUGAUGAAAUCACUACUCCUAAUGUGCCUAUCGAAACACUUCACCAAGAUGUUAUCAGUACAAAAGGUAUGAAUAAUACAAAUCCACUUUAUUAUGAAAAUAAACAUCCCGGUCAACUAAUGUCGACCUAUUUACAUGAAUCAGAUCAACACAACUACACAUCACACCAUUACUUUCUAAAGUAUAGCAGACAUAAGUCAGCAGAUACAUUCAUCACACGAAAUGGACUGAAUUACUUCAAACAUUUCUAUUCUCACAGGAACAGCUCAACCAUUCAUCAGAACUCUCCAAAUUUAUCCGAAAGCUAUUCUUCGUCAGAUCAUCAAAGCAUAAUACCAUCACCACAAUUACCUAUAUUAAUUAAUAAGGCCUAUAAAAACACUUCCCAAUACCAGUCACAUAUACAUGUGGCAUGUUGUUCACAAACUGACAUGAGAAAUAUAGAAAAUGCAUGGGAUUCUGUGGGUAAGGUUAUCAGUAAUUAUCCUAAACAUAUUAAACAUGUCAGCACAACAAACUCUGCUUUUGAUUUAACCUGCUGCCAUAAUGUGUCAACCUUUCCAAAUGCUAAUAAUCAAGAUAGCUGUAAUGAUGAUAGAGGUAACGAAGACAAUAUCAUUAACGUUGUCAAAACACAAGACUCACUCAUUCAAAUACAUCCAUUAUCAGAUGAAGAACUCAGUGACAAGUCCGUACCUGAAUCUUCAACAUCAUUAUCACUGGUAUGCAAAGAUUAUCUCUUCAACAGUUCCCGUGGAAAUGAGAUAAACACUGUUGAUCCGUUACUUUUGAAACCUUCCCUAAGGCCGAUUGUUGACAGUAGUGAAGAAAACACGAGUGACCUAUAUGAGAAUGAUACCUGUUUCAUUGAUCGAUCAGAACUCAUAAAUAUUUCGAAGAAAUCAACAGCUACGUCAGCCGCCAACCUAACACAGUCAACGUAUCAAAGAAACAAAAGUGCAACAGUAUUAAAUACGAAUGUUUCAAACAAUGAUAAUAUUGAUAGUCAUGACGCCAGACGAAGAAGUUUUCUAGUUAGAUACUGGCAACAAGCUAUUCAGCAAGAUGAUGAACAAGGUCAUGAAGACAACGGCAAUAUUUAUGAGUCGGAAGAUGAGUUCAGGAAAAAGAAGAACAAAAUAAGUCGAUAUGAAUCUACAGGUGUACUGAACCAUUACAAAUGUAAAUACAAUGGUGAUGAUGAUACCCAUAGCAUAGAUUAUGAUGACGAUUGUGACGAUGAUACCGACAAACAGAAAAAUCUGGGGGACCCAACAAUAGCAUGUAUAAAUAAAUCAUUAAAUAAUGCACGUUGCAAAUCAAGUGAAUCCGGACUAAACUACCUAUACAACAAUAGAAAUGAUAAUAAUCAUCAAAUCAAUAGUAGUAUAGUGAACAAUAGUAAUGAAACAUACUUCAGACAAAUUCCACUAUCAAUGCGUUACCGACAACAAAAACAAGAAACAGACUAUUAUAAUACAAAUAUCAAACCACGAAUAAAAUCAAAAUAUCAUUGAACACCAUGGUUUGUAUAGUAUAAUUAGACUUUAUUCUAUGAGACAUACAUAUAUAUAAUGUUAAUGUAAUAUAUAUAUAUAUAUAUAUGUCCAGAUGGGUUGACAAACUAAUGCCUGUUUCACAAAACAGAAAAUAAGAUAGAAUACAUGUUUUUCUUGCUGGUUCGGUUUUUUAAAUCGUUUCUUUAACAAGUGCUUUGGGAGCAAAUGAAUAUAUACAUAUGAUAAGAUAACAAUUAGGGGUCCAGAGGAACAAACUCACCAAUGGUCCAGAAACGCACUAGUAGAGGAAGUUAGCUAAACCAGGUAAAAGACACCAAAUUUGUAGAAAAAUGAUGAAAGAAGAAUGUUAAACAAGAUAUCCGGCUAAAUUGGGGUACCGUUAGGAAAAGUUUAGGAUGGGGAUUAAGCUAGGAAUUAAGGCUAGUUUAAAUUAGGCCACAGAAGGUUAGAGUUAUGUGGUAUUACAUUACGGUCAGGUUAAGGGAAAUGAGCGUUACAGUUAUGUAUGGAAGAGAUUAGGGUGAGGUUUAGGUAAGAGUAGACAAAAAUUAGACUAAGGGUUCAUUUAGGAACCCGAAUUCGUUUUCGAGGGUGAUUGGUUGUCUCAAGGUCACUGGUUCACUCUAAUCACCUGGAUCGCCAUUCUUAAACUUUGCCAGAAUAUCAUUUCCGACUGAAGUUCUGAAUCAUAUAGGCUUACUAAUUGAUUUUAGACGGCGAAGGUUGAGUAUCAAAAAACCAGACUCAUUUAAAACAAGCACCACAUAUUAACUGCAAGUAAAGAAUAAAUAAACAAGUUAUGAAACGAUAUCCAGUUAGUUAUCUCUUAUAAUGUACAUUCAAGCCAUAGUGAGGGAGAGAAUUUAAACUUCU